Messenger RNA from Delphinapterus leucas (beluga whale), 426 nucleotides. Lineage: Eukaryota; Metazoa; Chordata; Mammalia; Artiodactyla; Monodontidae. The record is from RefSeq and is a predicted model, not a curated record.
AUGGGGCCUGGAGGAGGGGGUGACAGGGUCACAGGGUCUGUCCCCAUCCCUCUCCCAGGUGAGGCCUUAAGGUGCUUCACCUGUGAGCAGCCCACGGCCCUUCCUCUGGGCGAGACCAUUACUAACUGCAAGCCGGAGGACACAGCGUGCGAGACCUCGCAGCUGAUGCUGGAGUCAGGUGAGGCUGGGGGCCCGCAGGCUGGCUCUGUGGGGCUGCACCAGCCUUGGGGCCACACUGCAGACCCCAACAGGUUCCGCUUCAACCACAGCCCCGGGGUGACCAGUUCCUGCUCCAGCUCCUGCGAGGCCGCUGACCCAGACAGCAUUGGGGCUGCCCACCCCAGCUACUGCUGCUCCCAUGACCUCUGUAAUUCUAUGGGCGUUGCCAGGCUCAGUGCUGGGGCCCUGGCCCCUCGGGGGCCAUAA